Molecule: messenger RNA, 2566 nt
Organism: Ruditapes philippinarum (Manila clam)
Lineage: Eukaryota; Metazoa; Mollusca; Bivalvia; Venerida; Veneridae
Product: SKI family transcriptional corepressor 1-like
Exons: 7
Coding region: 298-2364 (688 amino acids)
Biological process (GO): negative regulation of BMP signaling pathway; negative regulation of transcription by RNA polymerase II
Cellular component (GO): transcription regulator complex; nucleus
Molecular function (GO): SMAD binding; DNA-binding transcription factor activity, RNA polymerase II-specific; RNA polymerase II cis-regulatory region sequence-specific DNA binding
Source: RefSeq, a predicted model, not a curated record
UGGAACACAUAAUUUUAAAUAAUGCAACCUGCUAGUUGCGGUGAGGUCCGACCUUCUGCUGAUUAAUUAUGUUUCCCAGUUUAUAAAUAGCCCGUAGACUGGUUUUGGAAAACAGAUUGGCAUGCGAUUUUAAAUAGGCAAUUACGGGUUCAAUGAAUAUCAACUUUGGAAUUAACAUUAGUACUGCUAAUUGUAUCAAAUGAUAGUGCGUUUUAGUUACAUGCGUUAACUAGGAAAAAAAAUAGUUUUAGGAAAUAAUAAAUAAAGAAAGAAACAUUUGUUGUCAAUAAACUUCGUAUGUUGAAAGUACCUUUGUGCAAGAAUAGUUUAGAAAGAAAAAUGGAGCUAGAUGUGUGCUCAAGUAAUUCUCGUGAAUGCGAUGCAACAAAAACUGAAAUGAAGAAGUCCACGAUUCUGAAAACGCCGGACAAUUCUCAGGCAUCAAACUUCACUUAUCGUCAGAACCACGUAUCCACGGUUGUUCUAUCUGGUGUUCCAAUUGUUUCCCUACAUAUAGACGGAAAAGAAAGAUUGUGUUUAGCACAGAUUUCUAACACACUCCUGAAGCAGUUUAGCUACAAUGAGAUCCACAACCGACGGGUGGCUCUAGGUAUAACCUGUGUUCAGUGCACACCUGUGCAACUAGAAAUACUAAGAAGGGCAGGGGCAAUGCCAAUAUCUAGCAGAAGAUGCGGAAUGAUUACUAAACGUGAAGCUGAACGUUUAGUGAAAUCUUUUCUAGAGGACAACAGGCCCCCAAAGCUACCAGACAAUUUUUAUUUCGAAGUUUUCCACUUAUGUGGUUGGGGUUGCAAAGGUAAAUUCGAACCAUCCAGGUAUAACAGUUCUCGAGCAAAAUGUAUAAGAUGCAAUUUUUGCAAUUUGUAUUUCUCACCAAAUAAAUUCAUUUUUCAUUUUCACCGGGUUGCAGACUCCAAAUAUAACCACCCUGAUGCUGCAAACUUUAACUCAUGGAGACGCCAUCUUAACCUCCUGAAAGGAGGUGACAAUGAUGACAUACAUCAUGCAUGGGAAGAUGUAAAGGCCAUGUUUAAUGGUGGAAGCAGAAAAAGAAUGUUAUCUUCAGAUGGGUACACGGAAUCACAAUCUGUUCCUGAAGAGAAAAGGCAAAAAACCUCCACAGAUGAAGGAGGAAUCUUAACUAAACCAGGGUUCGGUACUCAGUAUCAAAGUUAUCCAUUUUUCUCGAUGCCAGGUAAAACGUAUCCAUUCGGUGCGUUAAAUACACCAAAUCCACUUGCAUUGCAGUAUCAAAUAAACAAAGCAGAAAUACGAAAUGACGAAAAACAAACUCAAAACAUUCCGUUUCAUCCAUGGAGACAACCAACAGAUUACAUAAUACCGCCAUAUGAUUUAUUUUGGGGGAAUCAAUUUGCAUCUAGACAAGCGAGUUUAGCAGGAUUUGGAAAAAACUAUUUCAACAGUUCAACUGUUAAAGACUUAACCACCUCCAUGAACUUACGACAGUCACCAUCUGAUACCCAUUCUUCGUCCGAAGAUGAUGAAAGCAGUUCGCAUACAUUUGGUGCAGCUCCAGAAACUUUGAACUCUAAUAAUCAGCAGUGUAGGCCUUCUGCCUUUCGGCCUGUAGGGAAAUCUCCACGAAAUGACAAACUUGAACUUGAUGACUUGCAUGAUGAAAAUAUUGAAGGUGAUAUCAAAGAAAACAAUGAAAAUAUUAAUAAUUCUGAUAUAGAUGAAUCAGAUAUAGAUAUAGAAGAUGAUGAAUGUAAAUUCGAUGAUUCCGCUGAUAACGAUAAAACAGAAAGGGAAGAUAAUAGACUGUUUACACACGAUACAAGUAUUUCAGAUAAUACUGAUAUUACAAAAAAUGAAGAAUCAAGAGUAUCAAUGCUUGUUGAAACUUCAGAGGAAAUAGAACCGGAACCAACAAUAGCUGAUGUAGCAGAAGUUCAGCAGGUCGAUGGAGAAUUAAAAAAGAGUCCAUUAAUGCACGAAGAACGGAUAGAGGACGAUAUAAACUGCAACAAACCUUUUCAACUGAGUCUAGAAGAUGUCAACAACAUGAGCAAAGAAGAACUUCAGAAACAACUGAAAAGUGAAAUGGAUAUAAGAAAACAAGUGGAGGAUGACAUCAAUAAAAUAAAGAAAAGCCUACAGGACCAGGUCAGCAAGGAGAAAUCACAGCGAGACGAGAUAACACAACAAUUACAAUCCAUGAAAGAUGCGUUGUGCAAUGAACUUGAACAAGAACGAAAAAUCAGGUUUUCAAUGCAACAAAAAUUGAAAGAGGCCCAUGAUGCAUUGCAUAAUUUCUCGUGCAAAAUGUUUACAAAUAAACCGUGUACAGAUUGUGUCGUAAAAGAAGCUAUGCGUCAAUAAACUUUCUAUCCUACACAAUCAGAACAAUGACAUACUCCAGGAUUAAAUUUUAAGCUGUUACAUCAAUUGUUGACUGUAUUUAAUACAACAAAAUCAAAGUACAUUUGUAUUCUAUCUGUGUAAUUAAUUAUACGUAUAAAAAGAUUUUAUCUAAGACCAUGUUUGUAUGAUGCUGGAUGGAUAUAUUCAUGAAUGAAUACAU